AUGGGGUGGUUUCUUAUGUGGUUACAUCUUUUUCUCAUCCAUUUUCCAUCCUUCUCUUCUUCUUCUUCUUCUUUCAAUUUCUUAUGUCAUCAUGAUGAGAGUUCUGCCUUGCUUCAAUUCACUUGUCCUUUUCUUCAAGUUGAAUCCAGUUCCUUUCUAAAUUCUUAUCCUUAUUUUUGUGAUGAAUAUCUUGCGAAAACAAAAACAUGGAUAAAUGGAACUGAUUGUUGUUCAUGGGUUGGCGUCACAUGUGACACGAUAUCUGGACAUGUGAUUGGCCUCAACCUUGGUUGUGAAGGCCUUGAGGGUGUAAUCUAUCCUAACAGUACCCUUUUCCAUCUUUCUCACCUACAAAUACUCAACCUUUCUUCAAAUUCCUUAUCUGCCUACAUUUUUUAUUUUAAGUUUGACGAGUUUCCUAGUCUCACAUAUCUUGACUUGACUUAUUGUGACUUUAUAGGUGAAAUUCCUUCUCAAAUCUCACAUCUUUCUAAAUUAACAUCACUUCGUCUAUCUGAAAAUAAUGAGUUAAGUUGGAAAGAAACCACUUUGAAGAGGCUCAUGCAAAAUGCAACAAAUUUGAAAGAGCUAUUUUUAGAUGGAACAAACAUGCAUUCAGUAAGACCUAACUCCAUUGAUUUUCUCUUCAAUCAUUCUUCCUCUUUGAGUACUCUUAAUCUUGGAAACACCGGACUAAGAAGAAACUUCAAAAAAAGAAUUCUCUGCUUACCAAGUAUUCAAGAACUAUAUUUGUCAGGUAAUGACUUUAGAGGCCAGCUUCCUGAAUUUAGUUGCAACACUUUUCUUAGAAUCUUAGAUCUCUCAGAAUGUCAAUUACAAGGGCCAAUUUCUCUUUCUUUUUCUAACCUCACACAUCUUAACUCCCUAACUCUCACAGGGAACAACCUUAAUGGUGAGCUUCCAACAUCCCUUUCAAACUUUCAACAUCUCAUUCACUUAGAUCUUUCAUUCAAUUUACUUAGUGGUCAAAUCCCAGAUGUGUUUGGUAGAAUGAAUAAACUACACAAACUCCGUAUACGUUCAAACAAUUUAAAAGGACAACUUCCAUCUUCUUUAUUUAACUUGACAAAGCUUACUAAAUUAGAUUGUUCUUAUAAUAAACUAGAGGCCUCCCUUCCCAACAAACUUACAGGGUUCCAAAAGCUAAUUCAUUUGAGGUUAAGUCACAACUUUCUAAAUGGAACAUUUCCUUUUUGGUUGUUGUCUUUGCCUUCAUUGAUACACUUAGAUCUAUCAAAUAAUCUAUUCACAGGACAUAUCGGUGCAAUCUCGUCGUAUUCCUUAGAGGAGAUAUCUCUUUGUGGCAACAAGCUGCAAGGAAAUAUUCCAAAAUCAAUAUUUGACCUUGCAAACCUAAAUAUAUUAUGUCUAUCAUCAAACAAUUUGAGUGGCGUUGUUGAUUUUCAACACUUUACCAAAUUUCAAAAUUUGUAUUCUUUGUCCCUUUCUUAUAACAGUCAUUUAUCAUUAAGCUUUGAAUCAAAUGUCAUUUACAACUUUUCUCAACUAAGAAGAUUGGAAUUGUCUUCUUUGAAUUUGACUACACUUCCUAAACUUUCUGAAAACUCCUUAAGGUUGAUCCAAUAUCUUGAUUUGUCUAAUAAUAAAAUUAAUGGCACAGUGCCUAAUUGGUUACUUGAAAGGGUCUCUUUAGAAAUGUUAAACCUUUCUCAAAACUUGUUCACGUCAAUGGACGAAAUCUCAAGCAAUAAUUACCAGUUCGAUCACCUUGAUCUAAGUUCUAACUUACUACAUGGUGAACUCUCUAUGUCAAUUUGCAAUUUGAUUUCACUUCGAAUUCUCAACAUGGCAAAUAAUAAACUGACAGGUCCCAUUCCGCAGUGUGUUGCUAAUUUUCCAUACCUUCAAGUUUUGGAUCUACAAGUGAACAAGUUUCACGGCACUUUGCCUAGUAAAUUUUCACAGUACUGCCAGCUUCAUGAGCUGAAUCUCAAUGACAACCAAUUAGAAGGCCAUCUUCCUAAAUCUUUGUCCCAGUGUGAAUACUUGGAGGUUCUAAACCUUGGCAACAAUAAAAUAGAAGACAAUUUUCCUGAUUGGCUUCAAACUCUGCAACAAUUAAAUGUGCUGGUUUUGAGAGACAAUAAGUUGAAUGGCCUCAUUUCUAAUAUAAAGUUCAAACACCCAUUUCCAAGAUUAAUGAUUUUUGAUAUCUCAGGAAAUAACUUCAGUGGUCUGCUACCAACAACCUAUUUGAGAAGUUUUCAAGGCAGGAUGAUUGAUCCUCAAGGGGGCGAUAAUAGCAAUUUGCAAUACAUGGACAUGCAAUUACUGAAUAGUACACUAUUUUAUGAUUCUGUGUCUGUGAGGAUAAAGGGGAUCAAUUCAACACUGGUGAAAAUUUCAAGGAACUUUGCAACUAUUGAUAUGUCAAGAAAUAAAUUUGAAGGAGAUAUUCCAGAUGUUGUUGGAGAGUUUCAUGCACUCAUAGGGCUUAACCUUUCCCAUAACAGCCUCACUGGUAUUAUUCCCCGAUCCAUGGGAAACAUGACAACUUUAGAAUCUUUGGAUCUCUCAUCAAAUAUACUCAGUGGUGUUAUACCUGCAGAAUUAUCCAAUUUGAAUUUUCUUGAAUUCUUGGAUCUUUCCAAUAACCAUCUUGUGGGUGACAUACCUCAAGGAAAGCAGUUCAAUACGUUUUCAAAUGAUUCAUAUGAAGGAAACUCGGGGUUAUGUGGAUUACCCUUGUCCAAGAAAUGUGGACCUGAACAACAAUCUCCACCUUCACCCGACAAGCUUUGGAGUGAAGAGAAAUUUGGAUUUGGAUGGAAACCAGUGGCAAUUGGAUAUGGAUGUGGAUUUGUGUUUGGAAUAGGCCUUGGAUAUUGCAUGUUUUUAUUUGGAAAGCCAAGAUGGCUUGUGAUGAUAUUUGGUGGCCAACCUAAGAGGAGAGUGAAAAGAAGAACAAGAGUGAGGAUGACCAAUGGUUCAACCAUGGAUCAGAUGAUACAAAUGUCAUAG
Messenger RNA from Vicia faba (fava bean), 3003 nucleotides. NCBI's taxonomy places the organism in Eukaryota, Viridiplantae, Streptophyta, Magnoliopsida, Fabales, Fabaceae. The record is from the annotation of a GenBank genome assembly.